UUGUGGAGGUCAUUCCAAAUUAGCAAAUUGUUGCUUCUGUAUGCACUCUUUGCGAACAUGUGCAGUGCGUUUUGGGUGAGUUUUCAGCAGAAACUUAAAAAAAAUUUCUACCUAAAUCAUUAAUUGGGACCGAGCUCACCUGCAAGUGUACAUGUGGAUUCAUACACGUGAGCAUUUCUUUCAGAUCGAGAAAAAUCCGAAGACGCAUUUCUGGAGACUUCCCGCAACGGUUCUUUCAUACAAGCCGUCAAAUUCAGACACACGCGGCAUACGUAUACAUUCACUUGGGCAGACAAGCGAUUGCAAAUUUGAGCGUUUAGCAGUGUUGUCGCAAGGCAUGUGCGUGUGCAAAGUUUGCGGGAGAGAGACAGAGAACUGGGUAUAGUGCGAUGGGUGUGAUCUCUGGUAUCACUUUGAGCGCGUUGGUGUAGACUAGAGCAUACAGAAGCGGAAUUGGAACUGCUCCCUUUGUACCGAAGGUGGCGAUAGUGCCAACGUUCUUUGUACUCCUGAAGAUUUAAUGUCAUAAACACCUACAGCCACGACCACCACACCUCACGAAGUGCCACGUGGUCCAGUCCCACCGGCCGAAGCAGAUGAGAUCGGCGAUGACCAUCGAAGCGAUCCUAUGAGGUUCAAACUGGAUGAACGUGCUCCAACGCAAGUUGCGUUUAACUCGUCACCAACCAGCGACGAAACAAACCGUCAACAUCGACUCGAGUUGGCAAUGUUAGAGGAGAAAAGAGCCGCGGAGGAGCGCUACAUCGAACAAAAGUUCCGACUACUUGCCAAUAUGAACUCGGCAGACCGGAGUACAUCUUAGAGAGAACGAUUGAAAGGGUAAGGAAGUUGCCACCGCCUAAAGACAAACUGGAAUCUCUCAUAGAAUUCUCGUUGGCCGUACGCAAUAUCUGCGCCACAAUGGAGACACGUAAGCUGGAGGCGCAUUACCAGGAGCUGGUAGACAAAUUGCCCAAUCAGAGCAUGAAUCACGUAUGACGACAAUCGUUUGGACGAUAUCGUAUUGAAAUUGUCUUGCAUCAUGAAAACAUAAAUUGAUAGUUUAAGCAAUAUCGUCAACUCGUUUCCAAUUUGGCAACGACUAUCGUUUCAAAGUUACGUGAUUCAUGCCCAGCAUAAAUUGGACUGGGCGAUGCAUCUGCGGCGAGGCACUGCACCAACCAUUAAAGAAUUCAGCGACUGGCUCUAUCGAAUGGCGGAGGCGGCCUCUACGGUUGAUCACCCGCGUUCUACAAAACCAGCUCAGUCAACACGCAUAGCCAAGGUGAGUGCACUCCGUCGAGAAUCCCUCCUCCAAAGAAACAUGACAUUCCACAAAGAGACAACCGUUCCCAAGGACCAUCUUGUGAAUCGUUGGACAUGCAACCCAAGCGUUCGACAACGAAAUGCAUCACGUGCGGUGCAGUUGAACAUUGCGCUGCACAGUGUGGAAAAUUCCAUAGCUUGUCCGAACAGCAGAGGUGGGAAACAGUAAAAAAAAGGUGGAGCGUGUUAUCGAUGCCUUAAACCCCAUCGCAAAGGGUGCUUCUUGAAAAAUAGUUGCGGCAUAAAUGGCUGCCCUCGAAAGCAUCAUCCAUUACUCCACAGCGAAGGUACCGAAACCCCCGCCGACGCGGAAACGGACCAAGCCCACGUGAGCACGCACCGAAGUAACAACUCCAGUAGCCAAUAUUUCCGCAUCAUGCCCGUGAACCUUCAUACAGCCAGCAAAACCAUUAAUAUUUACGCGUUUCUUGACGAAGGGUCUUUCGUGUCUCUCAUUGACGAAGCGGCGUUCGAAAAACUCGAUAUCAAAGGAGUACCCACACCUACAUGUUUGCAGUGGACCAGUGAAACUACACGCAACGAAAGUGCAUCCGUAAGGGCAUUAAUACAGAUCUCGGCUCCAAAUACCGGCAAAUUGUACUGGCUCAACAACGUACAUACUAUAAAAAAUAUCGCUCUACCUAAGCAAGCGAUUAACGCAAGUGAACGUCGUAGUAAAUAUCCGUAUUUAAAAGACAUACCACUGCAGUCAUAUUACGAAGUUCAGCCAACUCUACUUAUUGGGGCCGACAACUGGAAGAUUGCUGUUCCACGCAGAACUCGUAAAGGCAGAAGGGACGAACCCAUCGUUUCUAAAUGUUUACUUGGGUGGAGCAUACAAGGUACAUCGACCGCAUCGAGUUACGUGACUAUGCACCACUGCGACUGUAGAUGGCAAGAGCUGCAUGAUAUAGUAAAAGAUAGCUUUAGCCUUUAUCCCGUAAAAAUUCACAACGUACAGUCAGCCGACGACCAGCAAGCGAUCGAAAUUCUCGACCGGACAUGCAUCAAGGCGAAUGGCGGAUUUGCAGUCGGCCUUUUAUGGCGCAACAGUAAUGACACGCUACCAGAAAGUUACACCAACGCGCUCAAUCGCCUUCACUGUCUGAAAGCUAAAAUCAAGCGAGAGCCAGAUUCGUACGACAAAUUUUCUGUGCAAAUUCGUAACCUAUUGCAAAAGGGUUAUGCGGUCGAGCUAUCGGAGACGGAGAUUACCAACCAGAACAAGCACCCUUGGUACUUGCCAAUUUUCAUAACGCUGAAUCCCAAUAAGCCAAAAAAAUAAGGCGAAAUCUCACGGAGUCUGUUUAAACGACUUUUUGCUUACUGGACCAGAUCUCUGGAAUCCACUUAUCGAGAUUCGGCUUGCGUUCCGGGUUAGCCAGGUGGCGACCUGCCGGGACAUCGCGGAAAUGUUCCACAAAAUCAACAUCCGCGCGGAGAACAGGCAUGCACAACGAUUCCUAUGGUACGGAAAAGCCAGCAACCGCGUAAGCGUGUACAUAAUGCGCCCAAUGACCUUUGGCAGUCAACAUACAUACUACAUACGUGACAAGAACGAAGAAUCAUACCGCCAGCAGUAUCCCCAAGCAUACGAGGCCAUCCGAAAGGCUCACUAUGUCGACAACUACAUCGACAGCCAAGGACAGCGAGCAGGAGGUUCCCGAGGUGGCAACUCUGGUUCGCAAGGUUCAUCAAGCUGGUGGAUUCGAAAUCCGAAAUUGGACGUCGAACUCCACUGAAGUCCUUAUGCAGUUACUCGAUGCCGACUUCGCAGCGCCAGUCCAAUUUGGUAGCAACAAUAGGUGUUAGGUAUGUAUUGGGUGCCACAAAUUGACGUUUUCAAAUAUGUUCCCAGGUUCGCCCGGCUGCGACGUGACGUACUGAUGGAUGGCCUAGUCCCCACCAAAAGAGAGGUCCUACAGGUCCUCAUGUCAAUCUUCGACCCCCUGGGGCUACUGCCGUGUCACACAAUUGGCUUAAAAAUACUCCUCCAACAUGUGUGGCGAGCCAACAUAGGAUGGGUGAAGUGCUGCCUAAUUCACUACACCAACGCUGGCGUCAGUGGAAGCAACUUCUGCCAGAUGUAGAGGCAAUCGAAAUUCCGAGAUGCUAUUCCCCGAAUCUGACUAAAUCGAUUCGGGUACAUCUCCACAUUAUCACCGACGCGAGCGAAUAUGCAUACGCCGCGGCCCCUUAUGUGCGGGUACAUGGAGACAACAUAGUCGACGCAACACUGGUGGCUACAAAAAGUAAGGUCGCACCGCUGAAGCCGAUGACCAUCCCACGCAUGGAACUCCAAGCCGCAGUAAUGGGUGUACGUUUGGCUCAAAUGAUCAUCAACCUACGUGGUCUGAAAAUCGGAAGCGCCACAUACUGGUGCGAUUCCAAAACGGUGUAACAGUGGCUAAAGAUGGACUCCUGGAAAGAUCCAACAAUACGCAAUGGCAAUGGGUUCCAACAAAGUGGAACGUAGCAGAUGGGGCGACGAAGGUCAAUAGUAUGGUGGGAAGUAAGCAGUGGCUGCACGGACCAGAGUUCCUAAAUUGUACGAGAGCGAGUGGCCGCAGCAACCACAGCAUUUCGAAGAAGCAGAUAUGACGGAGCUGAAAAAACACUUACACGUAACUCGAAAAAAUGAUGCCAUAAAAUUUAACGUGGAAUAUAUCUCAGAGUGGCGUCGCCUAUACAGAGCAGUAGCAACAUUCCUUUUGUACUUCGAUCGUUUGAACGCUAAACGACUCAACCGGACCAAACCGAACCAUACUAUUCCGGAACUGAUCAACAAGGUGACCAACCUACUCCUCAAGCAACGUAAGCUGAAGCAUACUCCGCAGAAAUUAGUUUACUACUUGCGAAACUAUCGCUAAACAAACAAAGCAGAUUGGCUUUAUUAAAUGUUUACCUCGAUGACAACGGGAUCAUGAGGGCUCAAAGCAAAGCCGACUCCAUCAACUGCAGAAAAGACGCUAUCGUUAUGUUAAGGGAAAGCUAAAUUACGUUCCUAAUAGUAAAGGUAUACCACGUCGAAAAUCACAGUAUGGCUCAUGAGAUGACUAUGAACAACGUAAUGGCCUCUUAUUACGUGCCACGUUUGCGCGUUUUAUAAAAGUCUGUGCGUAAAUCCUGCCAAAAAUGUAAGAUAAAUAACAUCGUGCCUGAACCUCACAAAUGGCGCCAAUACCCGCAGCGAGAUUGGCCAGCUUCGAGAGACCAUUUACGUAUGGACUACUUCGGACCCAUACCGGUAAACGUCGGCCGGCAUAAGGAGAAGAGAUGGGGUGUGCUUUUUAUUUGCCUGACACUACGAGCAGUACACUUCGAAAUAGCUUACAGUUUGGAUACUAGCUCCUGCAUCAUGUGCUUACACAACUUUCUGGCACGCCGUGGUACGCCGAUGGAAAUAUACCCGGACAACGGCACGAACCUAAGGGCCACCGAGAAAGCUGUACGAGAGCAGCUGAUGAAGAUCGAUUUUGACAAGCUAACCAUAAAAUACGAUCGCAUUAAAUGACGCUUCAACAUACCCGGCGCACCCCAUAUGGGAGGCGCCUGGGAACGACUCGUCCGAAGCACGAAAGCAAUUUUGAAAAGCAUCUGCCCGAUGUAUUCUUUCAACGACGAAAGUCUUCGUAGCACGCUGAUGGAAGCAGAAUAUAUUAUCAACUCGCGCCCGCUGACCUUUGUAAGUCUCGAGUCAUCGGACGACAUCGCCCUCACGCCAAAUCAUUUAUUUCUGAGCUCGGCAGAUGGCUACAAACCUGUUUGCAGAGACGAGCUAGAUCUAAGACAACGCUGGCACCAAACACAACUCUUCGGUGAUAGAUUCUGGCACCGCUGGGUAAGGGGAUACGCACCAGUUCUUACUCGACGGGUCAAGUGGUUCUACAAAUCUACACCAAUAGCCGUUAGUGACGUCGUCAUUGUCAUCGAUGAAAAGCUACCACGGAAUCUGUGGCCGAAAGGACCAGUCAUCAACACGUUCAGAGCUAAGGCUCGUAACUAUACAAACUCAGUGCGGUACUCUGGAGAGCCCAGCGACAAAGGUGGCUAAAUUAGACGUCGGCUUAGAAAGUUGUAAACAACCUAGGAAUGUUCGAUAUUUAAGAAAGUAUCGAUAUCAUGAAUCGAUUUAAUUCAUUGCAUGUAAAAUCGUUAUGGCGA
This is a messenger RNA of Rhagoletis zephyria (snowberry fruit fly), 5490 nucleotides long. RefSeq lists its product as uncharacterized. The record is from RefSeq and is a predicted model, not a curated record. NCBI's taxonomy places the organism in Eukaryota, Metazoa, Arthropoda, Insecta, Diptera, Tephritidae.